GUGUUGUAAGCGGCACAAACCAAAAUAUUGUCAAAAUUUUACAAAUUUUCUCGUGAAAACCAGCGAUUAUCCCUAUUCUGCUAUCUUGAUUGUAAAAUAAAUGUGAUAUAAUGAAAGAACAAACGGUAUAGUGAUAGUACAAUACCAUUUAGUCUGCGGAUUUUGCAUAAAAAGUGCAAAUUGCAGCCAUGAUGCGACCAGCUGGGGAACCUGGCCUUGGUCCAAGCCCAAGUUGUGGGCAUGGGGCCAGUUCUGGUGGAGACUCGGCUUCUCUCUUUCAGACAGGUGAUGCUGCAACAGGCGCCAGGUUAAUGCGGGAUGAGCAGAACAGCAGAAUACAGGGCCAGGAAAAGCAUGGUACCCCCAGCAGACAAGCUGCUGGCAACGCAUCAUUUGAAAAUCAUUUGUCAAAACAGAAUGUCGAAUACAAAGUAAUCCUGCAGUUCGAUGAUAGCUACUUAAAAACUGGACCUGGGAUAAUAAAGUUUAUUUUGACGCUCCUCUCGGUCAUUUCCCUCAUCUGCGUGACCAGCUCAGGGACCUACCUCGGUUCCUACCUACUUCUGCCCAUGGAUUGGCAUUUGAGAGCGUUUGUCUUCACUGCUGUUGGAUGUUUCUUGACCAGCCUACUCUUCCUGACCAUUCAGAUUACAGGCCUAAUCAAAAUGUUCCAAUUCAAUUGGCAUUUUGUGGAUCUUGCCGUCUUCUCAUGGUUCACCUUCCUCUACCUAUUUUCCUCCUCCCUGGUUGCCAGUGCCGUGGUUUAUUACAAGUCAAUCGAAGUCAAACCUUGGACCAUUGAGCAGUUGAUCAUUGCAUGCGUGCUUGGUUUCAUGUGCAUGGUAUUCUGUGGAUUGCUCGCACUGAAUGGCUACAGGAAGUGGCAUGGGUCUAGCCAGUUCCGGCGGUUCCGUCUUCAGGAGCUGGAGCGACUGGACCGAUUAUACAACUUGGAAAACGUCUAGAACCAGAAGCAUCAUACGAAUUGAAUGCGCUUUAAAAGUUUAAUAUGAAUGAGGUGCCACACUGAAUUCGGUUCAUACCGUUUUCAAUCCGCUUUAACCAACACAGUUCUUAAACCGAAUUGAAUACGAAUCAGUUAAGCCGCAUUAACGACAUCGAUUGAAAUUUCAGUGUGGCGCGCUUAAUACGUAUUAAGAAUUUUAUUCCCAAUGCGUAACUUCCUCUUCCGUUUCAUCACUUGCCAAAGAUUUUUAUCAAUUCCAAUCACUGUCACUAAUUCAUUAUUAUUCGGGAACGUGUUUACAAUCCCAGUUCACGGGGAUUGAAACUAUAGUGACUCCAUUUUGCCAAUCUGAGAUAAAGAAUCACCAGAACUCACCCGAAGUCCUCAAGGGUAAAAUUAUUUUCCGUAGGAUAUUGUCACUUUAGCCCUACUUUGCCUACGAACCAUAUUUCGACCGAAUUUUGGUGUUUGAUAGAGUUCUGGUGUUUGUAAGUUUGGAAAAAUGAAGUUUAUACUAUAGUUUCACCUUAAUCAAAGUUAAAAUUGUGAAGACUUGUUUGUUUUUAUUAUGUGUUCUUAUGGUAGGUAUCCCACCAUCUCUGGGGAGAAUGAUUGUAUUGUAUAUAUUUUUGUAAACUGUACAGUUUUGUGUAAAUGUUAUUGUUAUCUCCUGUUAGAGUUUACGAAAGUUGUUGUCAUGUGUGUUUACAUGUAGUGCAAAAUAUCACAAUUAGAUUUCAAUAUUACCAAGUAGAAAUUUGAGAACUUGAUAUUACCAGAUAUCCAUCAGGGUUUCCGCCAGAGGGGAUUCAUCCCCCCCUAAAAUAUUUCAAGGGGGGAUAUCCCCCCCUUAAAUUUGAGCACUGAAGUUUGUUUUACUGUCAAAUGAGUAAUUUUAAUAUUUAAAAUAAGAGCAUUUGGGAGCCAAUCGUAGCGGUUUUAGGGCCAAAAAACGUCUCAGGAGGGGUCUAUACCCUUUUUGAGAAAAAAAAUUUUUAGAAAUUUUUUUUUUUUUGCCCCCCUCAAAUUUAAUCCUGGCGAAAACCCUGUCCAUUACUCCCAUGAUGUGUAUCCAAGUUCUGAUCUAGUAAAUUUUCAUCAUUUUCGUCUGCAUUUAGUACAAGCCUGUACAUUAUAUAUGUGUAUUGUAAUUAUACUUCAUGGGGCAUUAAAAUCAAAACAAGGGAAAGACACGCUCGGGUUCCCAAUGUUUUACAAUCCGUGUUCAAUGUGAAAAUAUUCUGCUUAAGCUUCUUGUGAGUACAUGUAAGUGUAUCAUGUUUAAAAGAUGCAAUACAUAGUUUUAUGGUGCAAUAGUUUAUAGAUCUCUAGAAGCAAUAAUUUUUCAAUAAUAUGUUUCUUAUCACAUCAUAAUGUGUGCAAUUGUGAGUACCCGGUACUUCGUGUGAAGCCAGUCAUGAUACUCAGUAUAGCGUUGCUAAAACGGUUACACGGGACGAUCAGAUGAAUAUCUAUUAAGUUUUCUUCAGUUUUCUUCUAUGUCCUGCGUAAAAUCAGCUUUCAGCUUUGCUCUGAUUUCUUUUGACAAUCCUUCUCCAAUCAGGUGAUUACCGAUUAAACUUUCCAAGGAAAUUUUCAUGUAAAAAGAGAUAAUAGGUAAUUCAUGACAUUUCUUCUGUGGAUUUAUUGAAAGGUGGCAUGGUAUCAACUCAUCUUUGGAAGCAUUUCACCUGAGCCUUUUCAUUGUUAUGGUGAAUUGAUGCGUUGCAGGCCAGGCUUAUCUUAAUUGAAAACAAAAUACAUACAUUUUCCUGCCUGUGUUUUCUUUUUAUACGAAAGUCUGUUUGGUCAGGAUGAUCUUUUCGUGUGCAACUCGUUUUGUUCAAUGUGAUGUAAGAUGGCUCAAUGUUGUAGUGAAGUCUGUGAUCUGUCGUUUAUAUUGGUGUACAUGUAACUUGUUAUGUUUUGCAAUAAAAGGUCAAUCAUGAAA
Lineus longissimus is the source of this 2918-nucleotide messenger RNA. RefSeq lists its product as uncharacterized. The transcript is spliced from 4 exons. Lineage: Eukaryota; Metazoa; Nemertea; Pilidiophora; Heteronemertea; Lineidae. Gene Ontology annotation, cellular component: membrane. Bases 189 to 965 code for a protein of 258 amino acids. The record is from RefSeq and is a predicted model, not a curated record.